Messenger RNA from Kogia breviceps (pygmy sperm whale), 993 nucleotides. Lineage: Eukaryota; Metazoa; Chordata; Mammalia; Artiodactyla; Physeteridae. The record is from RefSeq and is a predicted model, not a curated record.
AUGAAGCUCCUGGCCUUACUCAGCCUGCUGGCCCUGAUGCUGCAGGAAGCAAGGACAGCAUCUCUCCCAAAGACGGAGAGGGAGAGGGAAGGAGACCAGCCGCACAGGGAAGGCGAUUCUUAUGCAGUUCUGCAUCUGGGAGACUAUGUCCUGAGCCUGGACAACUACGCUCAGGUCAUUGACCUGAGCAACUAUAAUGAACUCACAGACUGAGGGGCAUGCAGCAGACCCAUUGUUAAAGGGACCAGCCUAGCUUCUCCAACCAGGACAAGUUUCACUCAGAGCACAGAGGCUCCAAGGACACCCCCCUCAAAUCCCACAAUGGCCAGGCCUACGACGCUGGGCCUGCUGGUUUCCGCGACCAGCCAUGGUAAGCCUGCUAACAUCUGCGUGUGGCUUGGUUCCUCUGCGUACUAUGACGAUGCUGACCUAGAAGAUGUCCCUCCUCUUCCCCAGACAACCGCUUACCUGUAUGCCCGCUUCAACCGCAUCAGCCAUAUUCGGGCUGGAGACUUCAAAGGGCUGACAAAACUGAAGAGGAUUGACCUCUCUAGCAAUUUCAUCUCCUCCAUCGAUGACGAUGCCCUCCUCCUGCUGCCUGCUCUACAGGAUCUGAUCCUCCCUGAGAACAAGCUGGCAGUGCUACCUGCGCUGCCCACUGGCAUUGAGGUCCUGGACAUCCGCCUGAACCCGCUCCAGAGCUCAGGGAUACAGCCUGAAGCCUUCAGGGCGCUGGAGAAGCUGCAGUUCCUCUACCUGGCCGAUAACCUGCUGGACUCCAUCCUCAGAUCCCUGCCCCUGAGCCUGCGCUCACUACACCUGCAGAAUAACGUGAUAAAGACCAUGCAGAGGGACACCUUCUGUGAGCAGGAACACAAGCACCCACGGAGGCAGCUGGAAGAUAUCCGCCUGGACGGCAGUCCCAUCAGCCUGAGCCUCUUCCCCAGUGCCUACUUCUGCCUGCCCUGGCUCCCCACAGGCCGCUUCACCUAG